AUGGCUCUAAUGGGCUCAGGGGAGAAUGUCGAUUUGUCGACUGUACCUCUUUCAUUCCUUGAGGCAUACCCGUUCCCCGCUUUCGUCUUGGUUGUACCCAUCAACUCCAAAACACGACCCAAGUUGAUCUCUCGAGACACGGAUAUAACCAUCAGAAAUUAUCAUAAUGACCCGUAUGACGAUGUUUCCCCUCUCGGUGGACCUUCGCGUCAACCUUUCCCGUCUAACCCUGUCACAUGGGGGAACGAGAAGUGGUAUCAACUUACACAAGGUAGAUCGAUUGGAGAUUGCAUAGAUAUGAAUGCUCAGAAUAAAAUGCAACUUUGGAUCGAAGGUGAAGGCGGACCCUCGGAAGAAUUAUCACCUCAGAUAGGAAAAAGUGCUUCAAAAGGAGAAACAGGAUUAGAAGGUGGAUUUGUACUUGAUAUCAAGUGGCCCAAACCUUGUUCUUUGUUGUUAGCCAAAACGAGCUUACCGCUUUCACCUCCCUCAACGACACAUACAUUCUGCGUCAUCACCUCCCAAUACAUAUAUCCAACUUUCAUAUCUCCACAGACCACCUCCUCAUCACCUCAUCUGUCUUGGUCAAACGUUACCUCUCCUACGGAAAGACCAUCAAACCCGAGUUUGAGGUCAUCCAUUUCCACCCAUUUCAGAGAUUCUGUAGAACCAACAUUACAACAACAUAGGAUAUCCGAUGUCUCAGAAGCUAGAUCGUCUUCAUUCGCUUCUACUGCCGAUACGAGGUCCUCAACCACCUCUCAACAUCGCGAUUCGUCUUCAACAGGAUUCAGGACUUCCAUCGACGUCGGUCCAUCAGCUUCUCAGAUCGGUUCGCCCUCCACUACUCCCGGAUCCACUUCCAACGCGAAUCCCGCCUCGACAUAUUUCAGUAAUUCACUGUGGGGUACGACGACUACAUCGAGGGAGAAAGAAAGAGAUGACAAAGUCAGAUCUAGAUCAAGUAGGAGGAAACACUCCCCGCAUGGAACGAGAGUACCAGUCAUUUCGUCUUCUUCCACUAAAUUGAGACCGAACGAUAAUCAGAUAGAACAGUUUUGGCAAAUGGUAGAAGAUAUAGAUUGGUCCAAAAAAUCUAUGGGUGAUAGAUCAUUAUGGAAAGACGCGAUAGACCCUGUAUUGUCGAUCACAUUCGAAUCGAGAUCUUCAGAUUGUGUUUGGUUGGGACCGGACCUUCGAUUGAUAUAUAACAAAGGAUAUAGUCUCUUGGUGGAUCAUCCCAAAGCCUUUGGUUCUCCCGCGAGGGAGGUCUGGGCACCUAUUUGGCACACUAUCGAGCCCUAUGUCAAACAAUGUCUAGCAGGAACACCAGUGUACAAAGAUGACGAUCCGAUAUUUUGGAAAAGAUACGGAAAUAACAUUUUGCUGGAACACUAUCAUACCUGGAGAUAUGUCCCUAUCGUGGGUAAAGACGGUUCGAUCGUAGGUAUAUUCAACCAGUCUAUGGAAGUAACCGAGAAAGUCCUCCAAGAUAGACGAUUGGCCUCUUCAAGGGAUCUAUCAGAACGGAUGUUGAUUGUUAGAUCAAUGGACGAAUAUUUUGGUGCUAUCACAGAAGUCUUAGAAGAGUAUCCCAAAGACGCCCCCUUCUUCAUGUGUUAUAAGAUCCAACAGGUGGAGAACAACGCUUCUCACGUCCAAGUCGAUGCUAUCCUUGAAGCCUCCGUGGGAGUACCUGAAAAUCAUCCUUCGGCUCAACAGAAAUACUCAUUCACCUUACCGCCUACACGCACAAGAGCGAAUUUCGGGCCUAAUGUCGAUCGGAUGUCUUCGCCUACACUGUCGGCUAUCUCAGCCCUGUCAUCAGGUAGUGGAAGAGUCUGUCAUGUGACUUCGGACGGUCAUCAAUGGCCCAUCCUCAAGGCACUCAAUACACGUCAGUGCGUGAUUGUUGAUGAUUGUAGGGAACUCAUCGAAGGAUACUCGAUCAGACAAUGGGAUGAAUUGCCCUUCGCUGCUAUAGUCAUCCCUAUCUGUAGUGAUGGAUCAAUAGAUAUUCCCGAUGCGGUGAUAAUUAUGGGAUUGAACGUUAGAAGACCCUUUGACGCCGAGUACGACGGAUGGGUGCAUUCGAUCCGAUCUCAGCUUGUCCAGUCCAUGUCCGCUGUCAAAGCUGCGGAAUCGGAACAAAGGAUGGAGGAGGAUAACAUCAGGAUGGAAAGGGCCAAAGCGGCUUGGUUCAGAGGUGCUGCCCACGAUCUACGCAGUCCGCUGACACUCAUCGCUGGACCCCUCUCGGAUCUCUUAGAUGACAACCCAACGCCCAAACAGCGUCAAGCAAUCUCCACUGCUCAACGCAAUAUUGACCGACUCAUGCGACUUAUCAACGCCCUCAUGGACUUUUCCCGUCUCGAAGCCGGUCGUAUGGAAGGUAGAUUCUUGCCCACGGAUAUAGGCGAGUUCACCACUGAACUUGCCGGGCUAUUCAGACCAGCCGUAGAAAGAUUAGGAAUUCAAUAUACGAUCGAUGUCGAACCUCGUGAUCAGCUGACAUACGUCGAUCCGACCUUGUUCGAAACUGUCUUAUCCAACAUCAUUGGUAAUGCCCUCAAAUACACCGAGAAAGGAAGUAUCACCGUCCAAGUGAGGUAUACGGACUUCGCGGAAGUCUCGGUGAUAGAUACCGGUGUGGGUAUACCCGAAGAUGAAGUACCGUUGGUCACCGAAUGGUACCAUCGAGCCACCAAUGCCAUCCAUGCUGGUACUCAAGGGUCGGGAUUAGGGUUAGCUCUGGCUAAAGAACUAUUACGACUUCAUGAUGGCGAUCUAGUCGUCACGUCCAAAGUCGCUGCUUCACCUGGUGACACUCAUGGAUCAACAUUUACCGCUCGAAUCCCCUUAUCAUUCAAACCUUCUCCCCCUACUUCGUCCGCUUCGCCAGGUACGUUCGGUAAAUACGGCGCCGCAGUUGCGAACGAAGCGAUGCGCUGGACGAAAGAAGAUGCAGAAUCGUCAAGUGAAGGAGCUCCGACGGAUUCUGGUAUUGGAUCAGGAUCGAAGUUCUCUGAUGGGUUCUUAUUCGAUAAGACCGAUACUAUACUCUUAGUCGAGGAUAAUGUAGAUAUGAGAAGAUAUAUCAAACAGAUCUUCUCGCCAUUCUGUACGAUCAUCGAAGCGAACAAUGGUCAAGAAGCUCUUGAAAUAGCCAUUUCCAACCCACCCAACUUGAUCUUAUCGGAUAUGUUAAUGCCUAAGAUGAAUGGACUGGAUCUGCUUCAAGAAAUUCGAAAUCACCCAAAUACCAAGAUCGUACCUAUGGUCUUACUCUCUGCUAUUGCAGGGGACGAAUCUCGAGUAGAAGCUUUGAUGAUGGGAGCGGAAGACUAUCUGGCUAAACCAUUCAAACCUAAAGAAUUGGUUGCCAGAGUUCACCUACACCUACAAGUAGGCAAGAAACGUUCGCAUCUGGAAAAACUUUUUAAUGAGAGAGAAACUGAGAUCGCUGUCCUAUCGGAUUAUUGUCCUUCGGGAAUCAUGAGAGCGGACGGGACCAACGGGUUGAUCACAUAUGCCAAUAGGGCAUGGAGGGAACAGAGUGAUUUGUUAUUGGAUGAUGCGAAUAAAUGGCCAGAGUAUGUUGAUGAUGAGACCAGAGAGAGGUUACAGACGACUUGGGGUGACUACCUUAAAGGGUCGGAGAAAGAAUUGAGGGUGAAUUGGAAGUACAACACUGGGAAAGUGAUUUCUGGUAUAUUCAUCAAGUUGGAUAGAGUCAACCCAAAUAUGUCGGGUAUACUUGGGUGUACCACUGAUAUAACCCAUGAAGAACAACGACUCAUAGAAGCUGAACAGCGGAGACAAGAAGCAGAAGAAAGUAAACAUCAACAAGAAUUGCUCAUUGAUCUGACAAGUCAUGAGAUCAGAACGCCUGUCUCUGCGAUUCUACAAUGUUCGAGCUUGGUCAAGGAGAAUUUGAUCUCGUUGAAAGAUCAGUUGAGAGGCUCGGGAAGUAUCGGGUUUUGUCCGACGAAGGAGUUGUUAGAUGAUUUAGAGGAGGAUGUGGAAGCGUUAGAGAGCAUCUAUCAAUGCGGUCUAGUUCAAGAACGAAUCGCAGGCGAUGUUCUUUCCCUUGCCCGAAUCCAACUUGACAUGUUGAGCUUAUACGAUAUCGAAGUGGAUCUCAGGAAAGAAGCAAGAAAAGUAUCGUCUGUCUUUGCGAGUGAAGCCAAGACUAAGAAAAUCGAUCUGCAACUUCAAUUUGGAGAAACGCUGGAGAUGGGCAAAGUCAUGUCGAUCAAGACGGAUCCUGUCAGAUUAGGUCAGGUAGUCACGAACUUGAUUUCGAACGCUAUUAGGUUUACUUCUGUUAGUGACGUACGCAGAAUCACCGUCAAAUAUGAUAUAUCCUUCACGCCACCUGCCGAGGAUACUUGCGCUCUUCCACAUUCCAUCGGCAUCCCGUCUAACCUACCUGCGGAGGAGGAUACUCCGCUUUGGCUGUUUGUCAGCGUCACUGAUACAGGUCCAGGAAUGAGUCCUAAGGAAUUGGCCGUGUUGUUCAAGCGUUUUGCCCAGGGAAACAAGAUGAUCCACACCAAAUACGGGGGAAGUGGUUUAGGUUUGUUCAUCUGUCGAAAGAUCACUGAACUUCUUGGUGGGCGAAUCGAAGUUCUAAGUCAACUGGGUGAAGGAAGUGUCUUCCGAUUCUUCAUCAAAACACGAACGGUCACCCCUCCAUCAGCAUUAGCAGCAUACGUCGAAGCUGCUAACCUUGGCGCACUUCGUUCACCUGCAAACCCCACUUUCACCCCUUCGAGCCCUUCGCCAUCGAUCAUUUCUGGUGGAACUGGGUCGUCGAGUAUCCCUACCCCACCGCCACCGGAAGAUCAUUUCGCGGAACAUGUCUUGAUUGUAGAGGAUAACACUAUCAAUCAGACGGUAUUGAAAAGGCAGAUUGUCAAAGCUGGUUUGACAUGUGACGUCGCAAAUAAUGGUCAAGAAGCUCUCAACCUGAUUCGAGAAGCCUACAGACAAUCCAAACGAAGUAAUAAUGACAACUCCACCACUACUAAUACUAAACGUAAGAAACCAUAUGACGUGGUAUUGAUGGAUUUGGAAAUGCCUGUGAUGGACGGUCUCACAGCCAUCAAAGAACUGAGAAAAGCAGAAAAUGCAGGCAGUCUUAACAGAAACAUGGUGAUUGCCCUUACGGGAAAUGCCAGACAGGGUCAGAUCGAUCAGGCUUUAGCGGCUGGGAUGGAUGAUGUCGUCAUCAAACCAUACGUACUGAAAAAUCUGUUAACGAAAAUCAAGGCGAUGACAGUCAAGAGGGAGGAACUUGAGAGAGCUUCUAGAGAUGAUUGA
Kwoniella botswanensis is the source of this 5325-nucleotide messenger RNA. RefSeq lists its product as uncharacterized. Gene Ontology annotation, biological process: phosphorelay signal transduction system; protein autophosphorylation. Lineage: Eukaryota; Fungi; Basidiomycota; Tremellomycetes; Tremellales; Cryptococcaceae. The coding region runs from base 1 to 5325 and encodes 1774 amino acids. Gene Ontology annotation, molecular function: histidine phosphotransfer kinase activity; phosphorelay sensor kinase activity. The transcript is spliced from 9 exons. The record is from RefSeq and is a predicted model, not a curated record. Gene Ontology annotation, cellular component: plasma membrane.